AGCUGUUGCGCAGUUGAUCGCAACACUGAAUUGCUCGAAGGGAGUGAGUCUCGCAAAUAAUUUCUUAUUGCGCAGUUUUACGAGUAAUUUUGUGAAUCGAGCAUUCGACGUGCUUGACAUUGAUAUUAACGAACAGAGCAAGUGAUUUCUCAAAAAAAAAAGAAAAUCAUGGCAUUAGUAUCGAGGAACAUGUUCAACAAUUGGUGGGAUGAUAUAGACCGCUAUCACCGUGAAAUGGAGGAGCAUCUCCGACAGUUGACUCCGCGCGACAACAAUCUGUGGCGAACGCCGACGGUCCCGUUGUUACGUUCGUCGUUCUGGCCGUGGCGCGAUAUGUUUGAAAAUAUAGAGCGCGAGAUGGGCGGCUCGGCGACAGUCGAACGCGACGAGAACAAGUACGAGGUAAUCGUAGACGUGCAACAGUUCGCGCCGGAAGAGAUCACCGUGCGCACCGAUGACAAGUACAUCACAGUUGAGGCCAAGCAUCACGAGAGGAAGGACAAACACGGCUAUGUGUCGCGACAAUUUGUGCGUCGCUAUCUGCUGCCUAGGGGCUACGACAUCGGUCAUGUGAAGCCCAAGUUAUCGUCCGACGGCAUCCUGACCAUCACGGCGCCCAGACUGGCAUUACCAGCGCCAGGCGAGCGAAUCGUGCCGAUUCAGCGAACCCAUUUCCCGGCGAUCAAGGCCUCGUAAUUCGUUGGGAAUGUUUCCGAAUAACGCGAGAGUGGUCCAGUGUCUAAGAGAUUAGUCCCGAAGAUUGCCAAAAUAUCCGAAUCAUUUUUAGAACACUUUUGAAGCCGUUUUUAAGGUCGAUAGUUUGUAAAAUUGUGUGUAAUAAUUGCUUGUAAUAAUAAUUCUAUAAUCUAGGAAGAAUCGAAGAGAAAAAGAGAGAGAAAAACUUCGGAUAUUUGGACGAUCUCUGGAUAUUUCUAUCUUCGUCGAGUUUUAACGACCGGUUCGCGUUGUUCGGCUUUCCUCGUGAAUGUCUAUUAUUAUAUUCAACCGAUCAAUGCGAUGUACUCAAUUUACUGUAAACACUUACUGAUAUGUAUAUUAAUAUAUUGGUAUUGUGUCUUGUAUACUGAGUGAUUCAAAACAACUAUUUGUCCUUAAAAAAAUUGUCAUAUUCCUGAA
Pogonomyrmex barbatus (red harvester ant) is the source of this 1137-nucleotide messenger RNA. RefSeq names its product protein lethal(2)essential for life. Gene Ontology annotation, biological process: response to heat; protein refolding. The record is from RefSeq and is a predicted model, not a curated record. Lineage: Eukaryota; Metazoa; Arthropoda; Insecta; Hymenoptera; Formicidae. Gene Ontology annotation, cellular component: nucleus; cytoplasm.